Messenger RNA from Closterium sp. Yama58-4, 1851 nucleotides. The record is from the annotation of a GenBank genome assembly. NCBI's taxonomy places the organism in Eukaryota, Viridiplantae, Streptophyta, Zygnematophyceae, Desmidiales, Closteriaceae.
AUGGGGGAGCACAGAGCAGCUCGGACGAGGGAGCGGUACCCGUGGGCGCGCUACCGCUGGCUGGACUCCCUCCUGGGCCUGCCCUCCCAUCGCCAGCGCCUCUUCCUCGCGCAUCGCCUGGCCACGAGCCCGCUGUGCAAUGCGCUGGGCGCGGUGGUGUUCCUGGGCACGCCCUUCUACGUCAAGACCUGGCAGCGACAUGGCGGUGCUGCUGCUGCUGCUGCUGCUGCUCACCACCGCCGUCUCUGUGGGGCUCACGUUCGUGGUCAUGUGGGGCUACGUGCUGCUGUGGCGCCUGGUGGUGCUGGCCAUGGCAGGCAAGCUUUCAAGCUCUGGCGCAGCACGGCAUUUUAUAGCGGGAACAUCUACCACGCUCCUGGCUUCGAUUGGUCGCAUGCCAUGUCAGCACUCGUCAUCCACGCUGGCAUAUUAGACGAGGCCAGCCUGGCACUAUCCACCGAGCCUAUCGCCCGAGCCUACAUCGUCCCGCAGCUAGCCUCCAUGCGCAAAACCCCCUUCUGGAAACCCCUUCCCCGCCGCCCAACCACAAACAAAUGCUCCGAUUGGACGCUUUACAUCAGCAGCACUGCCCGGAUUUUCUUAUGGAACAUAAUUUUCAUCCUGCCCGCAACAGCUGUAGCACUGCUGUCUCACGUGCUGGCGCCGUUGGUGAUCUCGAUGGUGCGGAAAGCGGUAGUGACGGUGAGCUUUGGGCUGUCCCCCAAGGAGCUGAGCUUCGCCAGUGUGUUUGUGGACGACUGCCUGCACCUGGGGUCGCCAUCACACCACGUGCAGCACUGGAACGUGCAGAAACUGGUGGCUCUGGCCAAGACGCGAUCAUUGCGGGGCCAAGUGAUGGCGGGGUAUGAGGAUGGCACGUGUGACAUGGGGAAGGUUGUAUUCGGGAAGGGGCUACUUGAAAAGGGGUUGCCUCAAGAGGGCGUGACUGGGAAAGGGGUAGCUGCGGAGGGGUUGCUUGGGAAGGGCAAGGCGGACGAGAGAAAGGAGCAGGAGGAGGCAAGGGGAAGGGCCGCUGCAUGCAUGCAGCCGAGCCCUGUGAUUCGCGAACGGGGCUCUCAGGUACCCACUUGGGGUUGGGGGAGGCCGUGGAACCAUGUGGUGCCGGGCCAACAGCACAUGGUGGCAGCAGCAGGAGUGGAGGGCGGGCAGGGCAGAGCACCAGGAAGCGUGAGGCGGAGCUUAAGCCUUACGGGGCAGGCUCUGCGACAGGGGGGGGAGGGAGGGGAGGGCGGUGAGGAGAUGGGUGAAGAAGAGGGUGAAAGCAAGGAAGGGCGAGCGGGGAGAGAGGGCAGCCCUGCAGAGGGACGUGCAGCAGGGAGGGGGGGAGUGGGCGAGGCCUCCGUCGAGCUGAAGACGACAGAAGUGCAGCACGGCAGUGGCAGGCAGCAGCGAGUGAGUGCGAGAGGCAGCAGGGAGGAGCGGGUGGCAUAUGAAUUCCUGUGGAACGAAGGCGCGCUGGAGGCAGCAGCGAGUGAGUGCGAGACGUACAAGCUGCUGCGCCCGCAGCUGCAGACCAUCACCCACAACCCACGCCUCUCCGACCAGGAGUGUGUGCGCCAGGUGAAGCAGCUGUGUGUGAUGAUAGAGGAGCGGUUUGUUGAGCUGACAGUCCAAUUCGAUCUCAACCACGGGGCUUACUUCCGAAGUCCCCGCAUUAUCAGGGCUAUGGUGCACUUCCUGGAACCCUGGAAGCUCCCGGAUUGGUCCAGUCCAGGGAGAUCGACACUCAUGAGUCGAGGGCUGAAGAAAGGAUCGGGUUUGGGAGACUUGGGCACAGGGGUGCAGGUGGAUAGUAUUUGUGAUAGCCUGAGGAACUUCAAACUACCGUAA